Messenger RNA from Tauraco erythrolophus (red-crested turaco), 5930 nucleotides. Lineage: Eukaryota; Metazoa; Chordata; Aves; Musophagiformes; Musophagidae. The record is from RefSeq and is a predicted model, not a curated record.
AUUCUAACGGAGCUGGAACAUAGCGGUGUUGGCAGGAUUAAAGAGCAAAGUGCCAGGAUGUUGGGUCACCUGGUUUCUAAUGCUCCACGCCUCAUUCGUCCGUAUAUGGAGCCUAUCCUUAAGGCACUGAUUGUGAAACUGAAAGAUCCUGAUCCAGAUCCAAAUCCAGGGGUGAUUAACAAUGUCCUAGCUACCAUAGGGGAGCUUGCACAGGUCAGUGGGCUGGAAAUGAGGAAGUGGGUGGAUGAGCUCUUUAUUAUCAUUAUGGACAUGCUACAGGAUUCCUCCUUGCUGGCUAAAAGACAAGUGGCUCUUUGGACACUGGGACAGCUUGUGGCCAGCACUGGUUAUGUGGUGGAACCAUACAGGAAGUACCCAACUUUGCUGGAGGUGCUUCUGAACUUCUUGAAGACUGAGCAGAACCAGGGCACCCGUAGAGAGGCUAUUCGUGUGUUAGGCUUGCUGGGUGCUUUGGACCCUUACAAACACAAAGUGAAUAUUGGCAUGAUUGAUCAGUCACGGGAUGCUUCAGCCGUCAGCCUCUCAGAGUCCAAAUCUAGCCAGGAUUCUUCGGACUACAGUACCAGUGAGAUGUUGGUGAACAUGGGGAACCUCCCUCUGGAUGAGUUCUAUCCAGCUGUCUCUAUGGUGGCACUGAUGAGAAUUUUCCGAGACCAAUCCUUGUCCCAGCACCACACUAUGGUAGUUCAGGCCAUCACCUUUAUUUUCAAAUCUCUUGGGCUGAAGUGCGUGCAGUUCCUGCCUCAGGUCAUGCCAACGUUCCUUAACGUAAUACGGGUUUGUGAUGGUGCCAUCCGGGAGUUCCUGUUCCAGCAGCUAGGGAUGUUGGUGUCCUUUGUGAGAAGUCAUAUUCGGCCCUAUAUGGAUGAAAUUGUCACCCUGAUGAGAGACUUCUGGGUCAUGAAUAACUCCAUACAGAGCACAAUUAUCCUACUUAUUGAGCAAAUUGUGGUGGCUCUAGGAGGCGAAUUCAAACUUUAUCUGCCUCAGCUCAUUCCUCACAUGUUACGGGUCUUCAUGCAUGACAAUAGUCAGAGUCGAAUUGUCUCUGUCAAGCUAUUGAAUGCGAUCCAGCUCUUUGGAGCUAACCUGGAUGACUACCUUCAUUUGUUACUACCUCCCAUUGUAAAGCUAUUUGAUGCCCCAGAUGUCCCAGUGGUGGCUCGCAAAGCUGCUCUAGAAACAGUGGACCGCUUGACAGAGUCCCUGGAUUUCACUGAUUAUGCUUCACGAAUUAUUCAUCCCAUCGUGCGAACACUAGAUCAGAGCCCUGAGCUACGAACAACUGCAAUGGACACCCUCUCCUCUCUGGUGUUCCAGCUGGGAAAGAAGUACCAGAUUUUUAUCCCGAUGGUGAACAAAGUUCUGGUGCGACACAGAAUUAACCAUCAACGCUAUGAUGUUCUUAUCUGCAGAAUUGUAAAGGGCUAUACUCUUGCUGAUGAAGAAGAAGAUCCCCUGAUUUAUCAGCACCGAAUGUUGAGAAGCAAUCAGGGAGAAACCUUAGCCAGUGGUCCUGUGGAAACAGGUCCCAUGAAGAAAUUGCACGUUAGCACCAUCAACCUGCAAAAGGCCUGGGGAGCAGCAAGAAGAGUUUCCAAAGAUGACUGGUUAGAAUGGUUAAGACGACUGAGUUUGGAGCUGCUGAAAGAUUCCUCCUCACCGUCCUUGCGCUCAUGCUGGGCCUUGGCUCAGGCAUAUAAUCCCAUGGCUCGAGAUCUCUUCAAUGCUGCUUUUGUUUCAUGCUGGUCUGAACUGAACGAAGACCAGCAGGAUGAGCUGAUCCGAAGCAUUGAAUUGGCCCUGACGUCUCAGGACAUUGCAGAAGUCACUCAGACACUGCUGAACUUGGCAGAAUUCAUGGAGCACAGUGACAAGGGUCCACUGCCUUUGAGAGAUGAUAAUGGCAUUGUCCUCCUGGGGGAAAGAGCUGCAAAAUGUCGAGCGUAUGCCAAGGCCCUUCACUACAAGGAGCUGGAAUUUCAAAAGGGUCCCACCCCAGCCAUUCUGGAGUCUCUCAUCAGCAUCAACAAUAAACUUCAACAGCCAGAAGCAGCUGCUGGGGUACUGGAGUACGCCAUGAAGCACUUUGGGGAGCUGGAAAUUCAAGCUACCUGGUAUGAAAAGCUUCAUGAAUGGGAAGAUGCUCUGGUGGCCUAUGACAAGAAAAUGGACACAAACAAAGAUGAUCCUGAGCUGAUGCUAGGACGGAUGCGUUGCUUAGAAGCACUUGGUGAAUGGGGGCAGCUUCACCAGCAAUGCUGUGAAAAGUGGACACAGGUCAAUGAUGAAACUCAAGCUAAGAUGGCUAGGAUGGCUGCUGCUGCUGCCUGGGGUCUAGGUCAGUGGGAUAGCAUGGAGGAAUACACCUGCAUGAUCCCAAGGGACACCCACGAUGGUGCAUUCUACAGGGCUGUACUGGCUCUCCACCAGGACCUUUUCUCGUUGGCUCAGCAGUGCAUUGACAAAGCCAGAGAUCUGCUAGAUGCUGAGCUGACUGCCAUGGCAGGAGAGAGCUACAGUCGAGCCUAUGGGGCCAUGGUAUCCUGUCAGAUGCUGUCAGAGCUGGAAGAGGUUAUCCAGUAUAAACUUGUACCAGAACGCCGUGAGAUCAUCCGCCAGAUCUGGUGGGAAAGACUGCAGGGCUGUCAACGAAUUGUGGAAGACUGGCAAAGAAUACUGAUGGUCCGAUCUCUUGUUGUGAAUCCUCAUGAGGACAUGAGAACUUGGCUCAAGUAUGCCAGCUUGUGUGGCAAGAGUGGGAGACUGGCUUUGGCCCAUAAGACACUUGUCCUGCUCUUGGGAGUAGAUCCAUCUCGACAGCUGGAUCACCCACUGCCAACAGUACAUCCUCAAGUGACCUAUGCCUACAUGAAGCACAUGUGGAAGAGUGCCCGCAAGAUUGAUGCAUUCCAGCACAUGCAGCACUUCGUGCAGACCAUGCAGCAGCAGGCACAGCAUGCUAUCGCGACAGAGGACCAGCAGCAUAAGCAGGAACUCCACAAGCUCAUGGCACGGUGUUUCCUGAAGCUGGGUGAGUGGCAGCUGAACCUGCAAGGCAUCAAUGAGAGUACCAUCCCCAAAGUCUUGCAGUACUACAGUGCUGCAACAGAGCAUGAUCGCAACUGGUACAAGGCCUGGCAUGCCUGGGCAGUGAUGAACUUUGAAGCAGUGCUUCACUACAAACAUCAAAACCAGGCCAGAGAUGAGAAGAAGAAACUGCGUCAUGCCAGUGGAGCCAGCAUCACCAGUGCCAACACCGAGGGCAGCAAUAGUGAGAGUGAUGCAGAGAGCACAGAGAACAGUCCCAUCCCAUCGCCAGUGCAGAAAAAAGUCACGGAGGAUUUAUCCAAGACCCUCUUGAUGUAUACGGUCCCUGCUGUCCAAGGUUUCUUUCGAUCCAUAUCUUUGUCUCGAGGAAACAACCUACAAGACACUCUAAGAGUCCUUACUCUGUGGUUUGACUAUGGUCACUGGCCCGAUGUGAAUGAGGCUUUGGUAGAAGGAGUCAAGGCAAUCCAAAUAGACACUUGGCUGCAGGUUAUCCCUCAGCUCAUUGCAAGAAUUGACACCCCUCGACCGUUAGUAGGACGUCUCAUUCAUCAGCUCCUCACAGAUAUUGGACGGUACCAUCCCCAGGCUUUGAUCUAUCCUUUGACUGUGGCCUCGAAAUCUACAACCACUGCUCGCCACAACGCUGCAAAUAAGAUCUUGAAAAACAUGUGUGAGCAUAGUAACACUCUGGUGCAGCAGGCAAUGAUGGUGAGCGAAGAGCUAAUCCGUGUAGCCAUCCUAUGGCAUGAGAUGUGGCAUGAAGGGUUGGAAGAAGCAUCUCGUCUCUACUUUGGAGAGAGGAACGUCAAGGGGAUGUUUGAGGUGCUGGAACCACUUCAUGCAAUGAUGGAGCGUGGGCCUCAAACUUUAAAAGAGACAUCCUUCAAUCAGGCCUAUGGCAGAGAUCUAAUGGAAGCUCAGGAAUGGUGCAGGAAGUACAUGAAAUCAGGAAAUGUCAAAGACCUGACUCAGGCUUGGGAUCUCUAUUACCACGUGUUCCGGCGUAUCUCAAAGCAGCUGCCUCAGCUCACUUCUUUGGAACUACAGUAUGUGUCACCAAAACUCUUGAUGUGCCGGGACCUGGAAUUGGCAGUGCCAGGAACAUAUGAUCCCAACCAGCCCAUCAUACGCAUUCAGUCCAUUGCACCCUCACUGCAGGUCAUCACCUCCAAGCAGCGGCCCAGGAAGUUGACAUUGAUGGGAAGCAAUGGGCAUGAGUUUGUAUUCCUUCUGAAAGGUCAUGAAGACCUUCGCCAAGAUGAAAGAGUGAUGCAGCUUUUUGGGUUGGUCAACACUCUGCUUGCAAAUGACCCAACUUCUCUUCGCAAAAACCUCAGCAUCCAGAGAUAUGCUGUUAUUCCACUGUCUACAAAUUCAGGCUUGAUUGGUUGGGUCCCCCACUGUGACACACUGCAUGCACUCAUCCGAGACUACAGGGAGAAGAAAAAGAUCCUGCUCAACAUUGAACAUCGCAUCAUGCUGAGGAUGGCUCCAGAUUAUGACCACCUGACUCUGAUGCAGAAAGUAGAAGUAUUUGAACACGCUGUCAAUAACACAGCUGGUGAUGAUCUUGCCAAACUGCUGUGGUUGAAAAGUCCAAGCUCAGAGGUGUGGUUUGAUAGAAGAACAAACUACACUCGUUCACUAGCUGUAAUGUCAAUGGUUGGAUACAUUUUGGGCCUUGGGGACAGACAUCCCUCCAAUCUGAUGUUAGACAGACUGAGUGGAAAGAUCCUGCAUAUUGACUUUGGGGACUGUUUUGAGGUUGCAAUGACAAGAGAAAAGUUUCCUGAGAAGAUUCCAUUUAGGUUAACAAGGAUGCUGACAAAUGCUAUGGAGGUGACAGGCCUCGAUGGCAAUUACAGAAUCACCUGUCACACGGUGAUGGAAGUCCUGCGUGAACAUAAGGACAGUGUCAUGGCUGUGCUUGAAGCCUUUGUGUAUGAUCCAUUAUUGAACUGGCGGCUGAUGGACACAAAUACAAAGGGCAAUAAGCGCUCACGAACAAGAACAGACUCCUACUCAGCUAGUCAGUCAGUAGAAAUGUUGGACAGUGUGGAAUUGGGUGAGACAGCCCAUAAGAAAACUGGGACCACAGUGCCUGAAUCCAUCCAUUCCUUCAUAGGAGAUGGUCUAGUGAAGCCAGAAGCUCUAAAUAAGAAGGCAAUUCAAAUCAUCAACAGGGUUCGAGAUAAGCUCACUGGUCGAGACUUCUCUCAUGACGAAACUCUUGAUGUACCCACACAAGUAGAAUUGCUCAUCAAGCAAGCUACUUCUCAUGAGAACCUGUGCCAGUGCUACAUUGGAUGGUGUCCUUUCUGGUAACAGAAGAUUCUGAAGUAUCCUCAGCCUUUUAUUCUGGAGGCUUUUGCACUCCAAACUUGCUCUUCUACAAACACAAACUGAACGUUGGACUGAUACACAGCCUUUGUCAAAUAUUUUGAAAUGUAAAUGAAAAGAGUUAUUGUAUAUUAAAAGUUGGUUUAAGCCAAUGUAUAGCUGCUGUUGGAAAAACACAAGCUGUCUGAAACACAACACUUGAUUUGGGUUUCCAGGACAGUGAAGACUGAUUGUACCACAGAUGUCUAUGGUUCCACUUGGUCUUUGGGGAACUGGUGAUCCAUUGAAAAUUUCUGUAUACGGGUUUUGACUUACUUUGCAAUGUAACUAAGUCAUUUGCAGAUUAAUUAUUGCCCUGGUCAGUCCUGUUGGUGUGGCUGCAGUGAGCUCAAUGCACUUGUGCCAGAGGCUUCCUUUAGGUUUGGGGGUGAGCUGGAUAACUGGAAAGAAAUAGGAGAGAAGGAGGAUUUUACCAUUGUUUCAUCCUGUUACCUUGUUUUCAAACCGAUUCUUGC